Brassicogethes aeneus is the source of this 595-nucleotide messenger RNA. Lineage: Eukaryota; Metazoa; Arthropoda; Insecta; Coleoptera; Nitidulidae. The record is from the annotation of a GenBank genome assembly.
AUUAAAGGUGUCAGUUUUGACGUAUAAACCAUAUUUAUUUAAAAUUUAAAUGAGCUCAUAAGUUUGAAGGGAAUUUUUUAUAUUUAUUAACAAAAUGGUGCUGUUAGAAAAUGACUCGUUUCUCUCAGAACUUACCAAAUUGUUUCAAAAAGCCAGAUUGGAUGGCUCUGUUAGUAUGACAUUUAAAAGAUAUGAUGGAUACAAUCGCCCAAUUCCUCGUGAAGGCAGGCCUCCUCUAGCAGAACCCACAGAACACAUGUGCUUGGUAAGGGCAAAAUUUAGGUCGAAAAAAAUUGCCACAGUAAUUCAUCAAAAAGAUGUGAACAAAUUCCAAGUAGCGUACAGUAGUUUAUUAAAGGGCAACUUAGACGGGCUUAAAAAAUUAAAAAAACCAAAAACAAAAACAAAGGCUGAAUAGUAAUGGUAUUUUUUGUGUUCAGAGACAUUGUUGUUAAGUAUUGUAAUGGUUACUGGAAUUGAAGCAAUGUUCAGGUUAAAUAAAUAAAUUAAAAUAGGUUUAUAAUUAAUUUAAGGUUACAACCUAAUGUAAUAUUUUUUAUUUUAUUAUAUUGUCAACAAAUAUAUUAAUUUUUUG